AUGCUAAGAUUCUCAGACGACCCUGCUCGGCGUGGACAUAAAAUUGUGUUCACGCAUGCGGAUCUCAAUCCGCGCAAUAUAUUGAUUAACCAGAGUAUACAACCAGAUGGAAGUAUUGGUUGGGGUGUGACGGGCAUUGUGAACUGGGAGUUUGCGGGGUACUAUCCCGAGUAUUGGGAUUACACGAAGGCGAUAUUUGAGGGGUUUAGAUGGACGGAACGAUAUAACGAUAUGGUACAUGGCGUAUUUAGAAAAGUUGGAGAUUAUUCUCGAGAGUUUGAAGUUGAGAAAAAGAGCUGGGGAAUGCUAAAGGAAUAA
This is a messenger RNA of Daldinia childiae, 318 nucleotides long. RefSeq lists its product as uncharacterized. The record is from RefSeq and is a predicted model, not a curated record. Bases 1 to 318 code for a protein of 105 amino acids. NCBI's taxonomy places the organism in Eukaryota, Fungi, Ascomycota, Sordariomycetes, Xylariales, Hypoxylaceae. The transcript has a single exon.